Monosiga brevicollis MX1 is the source of this 1065-nucleotide messenger RNA. RefSeq lists its product as uncharacterized. The annotation marks the transcript as partial. Gene Ontology annotation, molecular function: cytoskeletal motor activity; protein binding; ATP binding. NCBI's taxonomy places the organism in Eukaryota, Choanoflagellata, Craspedida, Salpingoecidae. Gene Ontology annotation, cellular component: myosin complex. The transcript is spliced from 4 exons. The record is from RefSeq and is a predicted model, not a curated record.
GACGUUGCCGAGCUGCUUCAAAACUCGUCCAACGAUUUCAUCUUUGACCUUUUCGAGUCGAGCACCGGCGCGAGCCAGAACAAGUCGACUGCUCGCAAGAAACCCACUGUCAGCUUUCAGUUCAAGGAAUCGCUGUCCUCGCUCAUGGGUACUUUGGGCAAGGCCGAGCCCUUCUUUGUUCGCUGUCUCAAGCCCAACAUGAAGAAGAUUGCGGACCACUUUGAGGACGAGGUCGUCCUCAACCAGCUUUCCUACUCUGGUAUGCUGGAGACCGUGCGCAUUCGUCGGGCCGGCUACCCCGUGCGUCGCAGCUUCGACGACUUUCUCUUCCGGUAUCGCGUGCUGUUGCAAGGGCUGAGCAAGGCCGAGGGCGCACCCGAGCAGAGCCGAGUCCUUCUGGGCACCUACGAUCAGAACAACUGGCAGAUUGGUCAUAGCAAGGUUUUCAUGCGCGAGGGUCUCGAGAAUCGUCUUGAGAAGGACCGUCAUGCACGCCUCAAGGCAACCGUUCAGAAGAUUCAAGCCUUCAUUUUCGGCUCUAUCCAACGCCGCCGCUACAUCAAGAUGCGCAAGGCCGCCGUCCGUGCGCAGAGCGUCAUUCGUAUGUACCUCAUUCGCGCGGAGCACCUUCGUCGUGUCAAGGCGGCGACUAAGAUCCAGUCAGUUUAUCGUGGCUACAAGGCACGCGAGCUUCGUGCUCAACUUGCCGAGGCAAAGCGCAUCGAGGAGGAGCGCCGUCGCGAGGAGGAGCGCCGCCGCGAGGAGGAGCGCCGUGCUGAAUUGAAGCGCCUCGAAGAAGAGGCCCUGGCUGCGGCUGCUCAAGAGGCCGCGGAGCGGGAAGAGGCUGAACGUCGUUUGGCCGAGGCCAAGCGUCGUGCCGAAGAAGACCGUCAGCGCAAAGUCGACGAGGAGCGUCAACGCCAGGAGGAUGAAGCACGACGCAUGCAAGAGGCCAUGGCUCGGGCCAAGCAGCUCGAAGCUGAGCAGAAGCAGCGCGAGGAGGAUGCCCGCCUGAAGGCCGAGGAGGCUCAACGCCUGCUCGAGGAAGCCGAGCGCAUGAAAAAG